AACCCUUCUUUAACUUUCAUUGUUAUACAAAACCCAGAUUCUUCUCUCCCUUGUCCUUCUCAUCCGUUUCUCAAUCUAAUAUCUCUCUCUGUUCAAUUCAGUCUUCGAUACAGUGUUCAGAGUUUCCCUCAAACGUCGCCGUUUCUCUGAAACUUGACCAAUGGCCAUGGACCAAUCCUUUGAAGAUGCUUAUGGAGAACUCUACGGAGAAGGUGCAUUCUCUUUCAAGAACAACACCAAGCCUGACCCAAUCACAGACUCGGUUCCUUCUUCCGAUGAUUCCAGCUUCGACUGCAACAUAUGCCUAGACUCAGUGCAAGAACCAGUCGUCACCCUCUGCGGCCACCUCUUCUGCUGGCCCUGCAUCCACAAAUGGCUUCACGUACAGAGCGAUGAGCACCAAAGACAUAAACAGUGUCCCGUUUGUAAAUCCAAAGUCUCUCACUCUACUCUUGUUCCUUUGUACGGACGAGGCGGUGGCAAUAGCCAGGAGAAAGAUAAAAGCGGUGAUGUGCCUAGGAGACCGGUUUACAAGCUCGAGAUGGCGAAUUCAAGUACUGAUUUGCGGUUAUCUCAACGGGUUCGUUUCGACAACCGGCAUGGAGGUUACUACCCUGUCUCAGGGGUGAUGAGUUCCAACAGUUUGUCGUACUCUCCCGUUAUGGAUCCGAUGGUGGUGAUGGUUGGAGAGAUGGUAGCUACGAGGCUGUUCGGAACACGGGUGAUGGAUAGAUUCACGUACCCGGACACUUACAAUCUCGCGGGGACUAGCGGCCCGAGGAUGAGAAGGCAGAUCAUGCAGGCUGAUAAAUCGCUGGGGAGAAUCUCCCUCUUUUUAAUAUGUUGUGUGUUUCUGUGUCUUCUACUGUUUUAGAGUCCUCCUCACUAGCUUUGUCGUAAUGUUUUCACUUUCUAAAAGUGUGAGGAAACGUAGACAAAGAGAUGUACAUUUUGUGUUGGUAGAAAUGGAUUCAAGCUGCUUAAUGUUGAGUA
Messenger RNA from Brassica oleracea var. oleracea, 993 nucleotides. Its product is annotated as E3 ubiquitin-protein ligase RMA1. Gene Ontology annotation, biological process: ubiquitin-dependent protein catabolic process. Bases 161 to 874 code for a protein of 237 amino acids. Lineage: Eukaryota; Viridiplantae; Streptophyta; Magnoliopsida; Brassicales; Brassicaceae. The transcript has 2 exons. Gene Ontology annotation, cellular component: endoplasmic reticulum. The record is from RefSeq and is a predicted model, not a curated record. Gene Ontology annotation, molecular function: metal ion binding; ubiquitin protein ligase activity; ubiquitin-like protein conjugating enzyme binding.